Molecule: messenger RNA, 756 nt
Organism: Funneliformis caledonium
Lineage: Eukaryota; Fungi; Glomeromycota; Glomeromycetes; Glomerales; Glomeraceae
Source: the annotation of a GenBank genome assembly
AUGAAAGCAGAAAAAGAUCCUUUUAAUAUCAGUACUGAUGCUAGACAAGAAAAUGAUGUGAUAGACGAUAAUGAAAUGCAAGAAAACGUCGAAUUUUAUUUAAUGAAUCCAACGAAAGAAAAUACCAACUAUGGAAUUUCUGAGGCUUCUGAGGUAAAGCUUGAAAUGAAUGGUUAUAAAAAUUAUGUCCCUGUUCCAGAUUACAUUCAAAAAUAUUUCGACGAUAAUUGUGAAAACGUCGAUAAAAAUGAAAGACAAAAUGCCGAAUCUCCAAAAUAUGUGUUCGGAGGAGGAAUUAAAAAUGUGGACGACAUUUCUGGGGGACUUGGUCCUUUUGGAACACCCGCCUCUUGCAUGAAGAAACAAUAUGUUGAUAAAGUAAAGUUAAUGGUAAUGCUAAGAGAUAGCCUCAAUCAAUUUUUUAAAGAAAAUCGACAUGUAAAUGAUGAACAACGUAAAGAACUAAUUGUAUAUGGAUGGUUGCAAAUCGGGGUUGAGUUAAACUUGUAUGCAAUGGACUGGGUUGGUUCAGGAAUUUAUAGAUUUGGCAAGGUAGACAAAUGUUUGUUACCUGUUGAUGAAGACGACUCAAACAUAUUAGAUGAUGUAUAUUGUAUUUUAAUUUCAUUAGAGUCAAAAUUACUUGAGUCGGAAAAGGUCAUAAAAAAGAUAAUGCAAAAAAAUACAAAAAACAAAAGACGACGCAAUGAUACCGAAAAUAGUCCUAAUUUAAAUAAGAAUCGAACUCCAAAAUAG